CUCUUCCCCUCCUCCAGCGGCGCAGGCCCCAUUUCUAUUCCAGCCAAACAUAAGACAGGAAAGCGGCGGCAGAGGCGUCUCUUUGCUUUUCUCCCGCCUCUUUGCCCUCUUCCACGAUCUCUUCAGCCUACGUUUGGAGCUUUUACUGACGGCUCUUUCCCUGGCUUCUGCUUCUUCAAUGACUCUCCGUUGCCGGCCUCCCUUCUCUCUCUCUCCCUUCACUUCGGGCAUGUCCUCCUUCUCUUUCCUCCUUCUCCCCGUCCUAAGCCUGGGCAGCUGCCUCUUCUCUCCAGGGUCAAGCCAGCUGACCCCUUAUGACUUGCUCUAUGCUGACGGGGCGCGGGCGUAUUUUGCUCAGGACUGGCCUCGGGCUGCAGAACUCCUGCAGCGCUCCCUGCACAGUUACUCUCAGCUGCUGGACGCUCGCCGAGCGUGCCAGGGCAGAUGCCAGGGCGAGGCCAGCUUUGGGGGUCGGCCGCCUUCCGACCCUUGGGAAACCGGCUUCUUUGACCGGGUACUGCAGCGGGCAGAGUGUCUGGAGGAGUGCCUGGAACGCAGGCUGGGUGGGCAGCCGUCCCGUCACAGAGCCACCAGAGAGAUCCAGCAGGACUUCCAGGAAAGGGAACCCUACAACUACUUGCAAGUUGCCUUCUUCAAGCUAAAGAAACUCGAUGAAGCAGUUUCCUCAGCUUACACAUUCUUCAUGGCCAAUCCACAGCACCUACAAAUGCGUGAGGACAUGGAGAAAUACCGGCGCAUGUCAGGGGUGAAAUCGGAAAGCUUUCGGGAUCUUGAGGCCAUGCCACACUGGGUGGCAUAUGAAGCAGGAAUUCAUCAUUACAGUAUGGAUAACUAUGAGCAGGUGGUGACGAGGCUGGAGGAAUCGCUCAAAGAAGGGCUGCUGGCACUGGAGGACUGCAGAGCCCUUUGUGAAAGGCCCCAAGAGGAUGAGGAAAAAGAGGAGGAGAUGCAGCUUGGCCUCUAUGAAGCCAUCGCAGCUCACUACAUCCAGGUCCUGAAGUGCAGACAGAAGUGUGUCCUUGACAUUGCCACCAAGCCAGGGAGGGUGUCUUCCACAGAAGACUUCAUCCCAUCUCAUUUUGAUUUGCUACAGUUUGCCUAUAGAAGAGCUGGGAAUCAGGCCAUUGCUGCUGAAUGUGCAGCCACCUACUUGCUGUUCUAUCCAUCAGAUGAGGUGAUGCUGGAGAAGUUGACGCAAUAUCAAGCAGAGCUAGGAGAAGAAAUUCCUGUUGCAGCCAGAGAGAUUAUCCACCGUUAUAUUCAGAGGUCUCUUAUGGAGAAGAAACUCAUUUACUAUGCAGUGGAACACCUUGGGGAAACUUUUAAUGACCCUGAUUCGUGGACUCCUGAGGAACUGAUUCCUGAAAACAUGAAGGAAAAACGCAAAGAAGAUCAGGAGAAGCAAAGGCUGAAAGCCCCAGAUCUGGGACAGCAGGAGCGGAGUGAACCACUGGCCUUUGAGGGCAUCACUAUCACCAUGGAUUCCCAACAACUCAAUGGAACCCAGAGGGUCGUUUUGGACAGAGUCCUGACUGAAUCUGAAUGCAAAGACAUCCUCCGCCUGGCCAAGGCAGCUGGAGGAACCGAAAGCGGCUAUCGUGGCAGGCGUUCCCCUCACACCCCACAUGAGAGAUUUGAAGGAUUAACAGUGUUAAAGGCUUUGCAGCUGGCUGAGGAGAAUGCUGUGAACUGGAGGGAUGCUAAACUUCUUCUGAAAGCCAGUGAGAAAUCUCGGAAAAUUGUGGAAUCCUAUUUCACUCCUGGGAAAGACCUCUAUUUUUCAUUCACGCAUCUUGUGUGUCGCACAGCUGCAGAGGGAGACCAGGAAGGUCGUAUGGACCUCAGCCACCCAGUCCAUGCUGAUAAUUGCCUCUUGGAUCCAGAGGGGAACACAUGUUGGAGGGAGCCCCCUGCCUACAUGUACAGAGACUAUAGUGCAAUCCUGUACCUGAAUGAUGAAUUCCAGGGGGGAAACCUCUUUUUCACUGAGACAGAUGCUGUGACUGUUACAGCCCAGGUGCGUCCUAAAUGUGGAAGGCUGGUAGCUUUCAGCUCUGGUGGGGAGAACCCCCAUGGUGUGUGGGCAGUGACCCGGGGGAAGCGUUGUGCCAUUGCUCUCUGGUACACCCUCUCUCCAGAGCAUGCAGAGCAGGAGCGGGCCCAUGCAGAAGAGUUAAUGAGACAGAAGGAGAAGGAACAGGAACAGCCAUAUUCAGAUGAUGAGGAGGAUACAGGCACUGAACGCAACAGUGCAGAUUCACCAGAGCCCCCUGCUUCUAAGGGAAGAGCCAGAUCCACUAGCCAAAGGACCAGAUCAAACUCCAAGGCUGGGGUGCAGGCCAUAGGGCUGCGAGUCAGAGAUGAGUUCUGAGCACGUGGGACACAUACUAGCCUUGCAGCAAUUGUAGUAGCUCCCACAAGUUAAUGACUUUGGGAAUGUUUGUCACUGUUAGCCUUUCUGCAAUGUGCUAAGGAAGUCUGCCUUGCUUCUUCAUGACAUCACAAGAAAUUACGUCAGAAGGUGACUUUGGGCCAUGUUAGCCUGUGAAUCGUUUUGUCCCAGCUAGGAUGUACUCACAAGCUGCCACUCUCUCAUCUCAGCUGUAGUCUCUCAUCUAAAUAUGGGAGUGGUAAUACUAACCUACCUUACUGGACUGUUGUAAGGAUGACUGAGAUAAUAUGAAAAGUGCUUUGAACAUUUCCAAGUGCUAUAUAAAUAUUAAAUACCAUUCU
Messenger RNA from Rhineura floridana, 2754 nucleotides. RefSeq names its product prolyl 3-hydroxylase 3 (gene P3H3). Lineage: Eukaryota; Metazoa; Chordata; Lepidosauria; Squamata; Rhineuridae. The coding region runs from base 179 to 2392 and encodes 737 amino acids. Gene Ontology annotation, molecular function: protein binding; L-ascorbic acid binding; procollagen-proline 3-dioxygenase activity. Gene Ontology annotation, cellular component: endoplasmic reticulum. Gene Ontology annotation, biological process: collagen metabolic process. The transcript is spliced from 15 exons. The record is from RefSeq and is a predicted model, not a curated record.